GUCAUUGUGCUGCCGCUGCGCCAUCACCAGCCAGCCGCUAGUAGCAGUGAGUAAUAUCCCGUUGAAAACGCUAUUUACUUCGGGCGUCUGAUACUCUUUAUAGCACCGCGGAGAUCUUUGUGAAUAAUUUAUGUACGAUGGAAAACAUCAGCAGAGGACUUUAGGAGAUUGUCCGGGAUUCUCUUUUAAAUGCGAUGUGGAGAAUAUAAGGACCCUGCUGGACUUUAAAUAAAGAUCAUAGAGGAUGGGCUGUGUGCAAUGUAAGGAUAAAGAGGCUGCUAAGUUAACAGAGGACCGGGACACCAGCUUGUCUCAGAGUGGAGUGGGUUACCGAUAUGGCGUCGACCCCACACCACAGCACUACCCAGCCUUCAGCGGGACCGGCACUGGAGUCGCAGCCAUUCCCAAUUACAACAACUUCCACGGAGCCGCUGUCCCGCAGGGCAUGACGGUCUUCGGAGGGAUCAGCACAUCCACACUCCAAGGAACGCUCCGCACUCGAGGAGGCACAGGUGUGACUCUGUUUGUAGCUCUGUAUGAUUACGAGGCCAGGACUGAAGAUGAUCUCAGUUUCAGGAAAGGAGAGAAGUUUCAAAUCAUCAACAGCACUGAGGGUGACUGGUGGGACGCACGAUCUCUUACUACUGGAGGAACCGGCUACAUUCCCAGCAACUACGUUGCCCCCGUGGACUCAAUCCAGGCUGAAGACUGGUAUUUUGGAAAGUUGGGUCGUAAGGAUGCAGAGAGGCAGCUUCUUUCUACAGGGAACCCCCGUGGCACAUUCCUGAUCCGCGAGAGUGAAACCACUAAAGGUGCCUUCUCUUUGUCUAUCCGGGACUGGGACGAUGUAAAGGGCGACCAUGUAAAACAUUAUAAAAUCCGCAAACUGGACAGUGGAGGCUAUUACAUCACGACUAGAGCUCAGUUUGAGACCCUUCAGCAGCUGGUCCAGCAUUACACAGAGCGGGCAGCAGGGCUUUGCUGCCGCUUGGUCGUACCCUGCCACAAAGGGAUGCCAAGGCUCACCGACCUGUCUGUCAAAACCAAAGAUGUGUGGGAGAUCCCGCGGGAGUCACUGCAGCUCAUAAAGCGCUUGGGCAACGGCCAGUUUGGGGAGGUUUGGAUGGAGAGUGCAGAUGGUUUGUGCUUUAACUUAACGGGUGUGUGCAUGGUCUACAUCCCUGAUACUGUGGGACUUAGCCAUGAUUCCUGGGAGAUCGCUCGCGAGUCUCUGACGCUGGACAUGAAGCUGGGGGCCGGGUGUUUUGCUGAUGUGUGGUAUGGCACGUGGAACGGCAACACUAAAGUUGCUAUAAAGACCCUGAAGCCGGGAACCAUGUCUCCUGAAUCUUUCCUGGAGGAAGCGCAGAUCAUGAAGAAACUACGGCAUGAUAAACUAGUGCAGCUCUACGCCGUGGUGUCUGAAGAGCCCAUCUACAUCGUCACUGAGUACAUGGGCAAAGGAAGUCUCCUAGAUUUCUUGAAGGACGGAGAGGGACGAGCGCUGAAACUGCCCAACCUGGUGGACAUGGCGGCCCAGGUGGCUGGAGGAAUGGCCUACAUCGAGAGGAUGAACUACAUCCACAGAGAUCUGCGCUCCGCUAAUAUCCUGGUUGGUGACAGUCUGGUGUGUAAGAUUGCUGACUUUGGCCUGGCUAGACUCAUUGAAGACAAUGAAUACACUGCCCGACAAGGGGCUAAAUUCCCUAUUAAGUGGACCGCUCCUGAGGCGGCGCUGUACGGGAAGUUCACCAUUAAAUCCGAUGUCUGGUCUUUUGGAAUUCUGCUUACAGAGCUGGUCACGAAAGGCAGAGUUCCAUAUCCUGGCAUGAACAACAGAGAGGUCCUGGAGCAGGUGGAGCGCGGCUACCGGAUGCAGUGUCCUCAGGACUGUCCCAGCUCUCUGCAUGAGCUGAUGGUGCAGUGCUGGAAGAAGGACGCAGAGGAGCGGCCCACCUUCGAGUACCUGCAGGCCUUCCUGGAGGAUUACUUCACCGCCACCGAACCUCAGUAUCAGCCCGGAGACAACCUCUAGAAGCCAUCCUGCUGGACCGACUCUGAUAUCCUCCUCAUCCCCGGGGCCAGAACUGGACCUUUCUGAGCUCCUGUGAGUGAACAAUCAAGCGUUUGCACACACUUUCUCCAGGAGGUAAACAGUGGAAACUGUGGGUAAAUUUGGGGAGGAUGUAACCAUGCUUUUGUUCAGAGCGUAAUGAUGAUGAUGCCUGUGUUCAGUGUAAAUACAAACUCUGCUAGUUUACGCUUUAUUCUCCACUUUGCUUUGGUUCAUGUUUUGUUUCGCUCUCCCUGCUCGUGUUUUCACGGUGGCGUCAAACACAGGCAUCUGUGAUGGUUUUGGGUGUUCGCCAAUGCACAGAACCAGUCUCUGUGUCUGGCUGGAGAACGUGGUUUAUUGAUCCUCUCCUCUGCUGAUUGGAUGUUCCAGAUGGAGGAAAACUAAGAAAAGAUGUUUAAUAUUUCAAUGAUUAUCAAAUAUCUCAAUCUGCAAGGCGAACACUGCAAUAAAUGCUGCUUAACUUGGAGUUUUGGUCAUGUUUCUAAUCCAAAUAUCUAAUAACUCUUAAAUAAAGAAGCAUUUUCUAGACGAGUAUAAAAUAUAGUGUUGUUUUUAGCAAUAAUGAGUCAAAAUGAAGAGAGUUUUUCCUUAAAACAAGCUAAAUAAUCAGCCAAUGGGGGAAGUUCAAUAGUUUUAUCUCAAAGUGAACACAACAUUAUUGUAAGUACCCCAUUUUGACUCAUUAUUCCUGAAAAUAAAGCAGUAUUUUUGAGUAUUUUUAGACAUUUAUAUUAGGAACAAGACCCAAACUCUACCCACAGCAUUUCUUUUCUUUGCAGUGAGUUGAUUCUGUGUUUUUAAUUUAUUUUUGUUGACAUAAGAUACUAAUUUGAUCUGACAGUGUGUGAUAAUGAUGUCCUAUCCACAGUACGAGAUGUUCAUCUAUAAUGUAACAAAAGAAAUAUUUUACACAUGAUGUACAUGACGCUUUUGUAUUUCCAGAUCAAUGUUAAAGACCAUACGUCGCCUCAUCUCCAUAGAGGAAACCCCUCUUGUUUAGUUCCCAGCUGACAGGAUUAUUAAGGGGAAAGCUGCCAUCAGAUUAGAAAACCUUCCUGUUUCCACAUACUAAAGCUGUGUCCCAAGCCUGAAGAAUGCUGCGUUCACAUUGAGCAGGUGUUUUCACAAUAUAAUAUAUACAGUCAAAAUGAUUAACCCUCCUGUCAAAUUAGUAUGUUUUACAUGUUUAUUUGAAGAUAUCAGGAUGAAUGUAGUUACUCCUGUCAAAUCUGAAUUCUUUUUUAAAGUGUUGCUUAAUAGAGAGAUGUUUUCUAAAUAUAAUCAUUUUAAUAACUCAUUUCUAAUCACUAUUUUCUCUUUGCCAUGAUGACAGUAAAUAAUAUUAGACUAGAUAUUCUUCAAGACACUAGUAUUCAGCUUAAAGUGACAUUUAAAGGCUUCACUAGGGUAAUUAGGGUAAAUAGGCAGGUUAUUGGACCACAGUGGUUUGUUCUGUUACCAUUAGGAAAAACAAAAAUCCUAAAGGGCCUGAUAAUAUUGACCCGUAAACAGUUUUAAACAGCCCAAUACCAAUUUUGAAUGCCCAGUUACUUUUCACUCAACUUCUAGCCAUAGAUUAUAAAUACAGUGUCAUAAAUGUUGGUUUAUUCUCACUUUAGAUUUAAUUGGCUGUUUGCUUGAAAUCUGACCAGGACGGUGUGUUUUGGCACUGACAUUUGAAGGACUCCUAAAAUGACCGUUCACCCAAAGAUCACUGUUUACUCACCCUUCAUUUGCCACCCAGGCUCAUUCUGAUUAUGUAGCCCUGUAAACAUUUCUGGAGAGCACCAAAUACAUCACCAGAGCCACGUUCUCUUGCUGUUUUUAUUUCUGUGAAUCCGCCAGAGGCUUCUCUGAGGUCUCAAAAUUCUCUUGUAACUGCCAUUCAUGCCUGCUGUUGCACCAACUGGCCCAAAACCCAAUAACUAACUGCACCGACUGACUCGAUAACCCAACCGACAGUGUUUUCAACAGCACCGACUGACCCGCCCACCCCCUUCCCUAAACCCAACCCACAGUGUUCUCAAAAGUAAUCCAGAAAAAGAAAAGCCUUCCACAGUUUUGGUUUUUCCUACUCUGCUAGUCAAUCGUUAUCAGUCUCCAACAUUGUGUCGUGAUGAUAAACUUUAUUAGAGGAUUAUUAUAUCCAGAGUACUUCAUCUACAACAGCCUGUGAUAUCCCACGGUCUCCAAUUCUUCCUUUACUUGUGUAUUUUCGAAGAGUUUUCUCCUUGUCACUGACAUUAAAUAUUUCAUGUUAAGUCUAGCGCUCUUGAAUUUGUUGCUGAUGUUUAGACGGGACAUUAUGGUGCCUUGGAAGCUGAUCUGAAAGCAGUUUCCUUCAUACAGAAAUGCUGUUUGUUAAGUCAUUGCCCGGCUGAGGAGGGAGAAAGCACAGCAGCUGCCUUCGCUUUCGGACACAGCCUCAUUUUAAAUUCAGUUCAAUCCAUUUUCCUCGCUGUUUUCCACAACAACUGGCCCCGAUCCACAAGCGGAGAGCCACUUUUACAAUGUCUUUUAUUUUAUUUAAUCUAACUUAAAUCUGUGUGGGACUGAAUGGAUCCUCCUUGUUGCUUUGUAAAGAGGGUCAUCAGAAUGUCUUUAAACCCCCUCAUCAUCAUUUCAUUUGGGUUUAACAGUGUCGUGUCACUUCAUCACCAUGUUUUAAGCCAUUAUGUUCAUUCAUUUCCCAUUUGGAAAUAAAAAGUACAAUAUUUUACACUCUCUUCAUAAA
Danio aesculapii is the source of this 4811-nucleotide messenger RNA. RefSeq names its product FYN proto-oncogene, Src family tyrosine kinase b (gene fynb). Gene Ontology annotation, molecular function: non-membrane spanning protein tyrosine kinase activity; ATP binding; signaling receptor binding. Gene Ontology annotation, biological process: cell differentiation; protein phosphorylation; T cell receptor signaling pathway. NCBI's taxonomy places the organism in Eukaryota, Metazoa, Chordata, Actinopteri, Cypriniformes, Danionidae. Bases 245 to 2035 code for a protein of 596 amino acids. Gene Ontology annotation, cellular component: extrinsic component of cytoplasmic side of plasma membrane. The record is from RefSeq and is a predicted model, not a curated record. The transcript has 14 exons.